Molecule: messenger RNA, 1325 nt
Organism: Arachis stenosperma
Lineage: Eukaryota; Viridiplantae; Streptophyta; Magnoliopsida; Fabales; Fabaceae
Product: ethylene-responsive transcription factor 12
Exons: 1
Coding region: 428-1018 (196 amino acids)
Biological process (GO): regulation of DNA-templated transcription
Molecular function (GO): DNA binding; DNA-binding transcription factor activity
Source: RefSeq, a predicted model, not a curated record
AUCACAUUAAUUCAUUAAACACAACUUUGAAUCAAAGUUAAAUCUUAACUUAAAUAUGAGGCGCCGCUCAGGGUCAGGCACAGCCGUACGAACAUCAGCAGUAGGGCUGACGUCACUCACGGAACCCCAGUCACACGUCUCAUCACCCGGCGGCUCUCUCCGCGGGGCCCACCCUAUCUUCAAUCACAGCCCUGCGAUCCCACACAUCAACCAUCAACGGCUCAUAUAAAAAACUAGCCAUUUUAUCCAAAUCCAAAACUUGCAUUAUUACGGUGUAUAUAACCAGACCAUAAUAGUAAAAAAGAAAAGGGAGGGGGGUCGUGCCGGCUAGCCGUCGAUUACGGGAGCCGUAAGCGGGUCCCUCCACUCUCACGCUAUCUUCUUUCUUCUCUUCUCGAGUUUUGGUUUUGUUAUUCACACUUUUCAAAUGGCAUCUUCUUCUUCUUCUUCAGCUUCUCGUGAGGGACACUACAGAGGGGUUAGGAAGAGGCCAUGGGGACGUUACGCUGCUGAGAUACGCGAUCCUUGGAAGAAGACACGUGUAUGGCUUGGUACAUUCGAUACUCCUGAAGAAGCCGCCCUAGCUUACGACGGUGCCGCGCGUUCUCUCCGUGGUGCUAAGGCCAAGACUAACUUCCCCCCGGCUCCGGUCGCCGCCGCCGGAGGAAUCUGUCUCGACCUCAACGUUAACGCUCCUAACUCUGAUCAUCAUCGCUGGCCCUCCGUACCGGUUCGCGCCGGCGUUGGCGGUGGUGGAAUCUUCGGCGAGUUUCUCCACACUCGCGUUCUCAGGGACGUUGAUCUGGCUCAUCAACCGCAUCAGCCGCCUCCGCCGCAUCCGAUUCAUCAUGCGGCGGUGUUAGCAGCUAAUCACCACAGACGCGGCGAGGUGACAGUAGCGGUUGCCGGAGGAGGAGUGGAGCAGGUGGCGGGGAGCAGUCCAACGGCGUCGUAUCUAGGGCUUGUUCGGCGCGGGAUCCCGAUCGAUCUGAACGAGCCUCCACCUUUGUGGCUUUGAAGGUUGAAUAGUAGUGACUAGUGAGAUCUUGUUUUGUAGACGCUAAACGACGUAGUUUUAUGCUCCGUAUGCGUAUUCCUCCCUUGUGAUAUCUACCUUCUUUUGUUUAUUAUGCUUAUUAGUACGUAGUUUAAUUAUAACCAUGGUUGAGGCUUUGAGGGAGCAGUAGCAGUAUUAGUAGUAGUAUCUGUGUGCUUUCUUUGUUAAUCUAACAUUUACAUCUAUCACAUGGAAAUGAAAGCUUCAUGUUGUAUAUACACUUAUAUUUGCACUACUUAAUUACAUUCAGCUUCAAAAUUAUUAUAUU